CUCACAGCAGCCUUUCAUCACAUCAAACAUAAGACGAAAGUCUUUCGAAAAGGUACUCCGUAGUCGGAUAAGACACCACAACCUUCCCUCUCAAUGUCAAUUCAAUAAUAGAAUCUUCCCCCCUCCCAUCUCCCAAGGCGAGAGCCCACCGCUCUCGGCCAACCGUUUUGGUUUUGGAAUCAUGGCAUCGUCCUCCGCGCGCAAACCACCUCUGUUGGAGGUACCGGCUUCGCCACUCGACCGGCCCAAGUCCAACAUGUCGCGGUCCAACACCCACCGCCUCCCGCCGCCGUCGUUGUUCCAAGGGCCACCGUCGAAGAAUGCUUCGCACGUGUCACUCAGCCUGCCCGGGGGAGGCGGGAGCGGCGGGGGCGGCGCCGUCGACCGGUCGGGAGGGUCUGAACAACCCCCGGAACACCACCACCGCAUCACCAGCCGGCCAUCUCGGGUCCCCGCGGCGGCGUCGUUCUCCGGCCCGCCGCUGCGCCAACCGCCCACGCAGCCCGACGGCCACCGCGCCGAGAACCUCUGGGCCGAGAUGCAAAAGACGCUCGCCGACGUCGAGGUCUCGGCCCUCAACACCAGCCACGUGUUCGGCGCGAGCCACGUCCGGGCCCUCGAGGACCUCCGCACGGCCCAGCUCUCGCUCGCCCAGACGUGGGCCAAAACCGAGGCCGACGAGCUGCACGACCUGGAGCACGAGAGGAGCGCCGACAGUGGAGCCGCCGCCACCGUCGGCAAGAUCGAAGCCAACACCACCGCCAACGCCAACGCCGCCAACGCCGCCAACAAAGGUCGGGGCAACACGGCGUUCACCAACAACAAGAACCUCGAGGAGGAGACGGAGCGGGACAUUCGGCUCGCGCGGCGCCGCAGGGAGGCCAACGAUCGGUACUUUGAACAGGUCAACCGUGGCGUGUUGGACGUCGUCAACAAGCUCGACGAGGUCGCGGGCGCCAUGAGGAGGGUCGAGCGCGAGUCGCGCGAGAUAUGGGACGAGUCUUCCGACGACGGCAUGACCGGGAGCGAGACCGGGUCGGCCACGGAUCAUACCGGUGUCACGGAUAGCCCCAUGACCGCCGGUGGGAAAAGGGGCAGGUAAGUGAAAAAAUGAAGGUGAUCUUCUUUUCACAAAUAAAUACAACACACGCCUCGAUGAGGAAACGACCGAGUGGAACGGAGAUACGUUUACCCGCUCUCGAUGCGCGAAGGUACAUAUCGUAUCACAUGAACAUACAGGUUCGCGUAUGCUGAGGGCGAAUUCCAAUCAGGGUUCUUUGACAGCGAGAGCCAUGGAAUAUGACAAUGUCACACAGAUAAAUGCCCCUUGAACAAUUCGACCGCGUGCGCAGCAUAUGCGCGAGGUAUUCAGACAAACGGCGAAUGACUGGUGGAGAGAUAGAGAGGCACUCCCUAGGUAUAUUCAGGAGUACCGGGCGAUUCCGUGCACUUGGUUUGAGAACACCUUCUGGCAAAGGUAUAUAAACAGAUCUCGGUUCUUGCCGGGCCAGAAUCAAAAUCAUGGCAACAACUAUCAUCUCGAGUCUGGCCGUGGGUCGUUCUCCACCAAAAGUAGGCGGCAGACACUUUUCAGAAGCCUAUACAUGUCGCACUCAUAAAGGGACUCAUGGCCAUGAAACGCUCUCAAAGAACCUUGGUAGCUAGAUACUGCCUAGGCUAGAGAUCGAAAUCAAAUGCUACGAGGCAGCUUUGACUACGAGGAUCCCCAAUUUCAAGUCAAUUACAGCCUAGAUAGGGGAAGUUCACAAUUUGCAUCAUGCAUUCAUAUUACUAGGCC
Messenger RNA from Exophiala oligosperma, 1798 nucleotides. RefSeq lists its product as uncharacterized. The record is from RefSeq and is a predicted model, not a curated record. Lineage: Eukaryota; Fungi; Ascomycota; Eurotiomycetes; Chaetothyriales; Herpotrichiellaceae. The transcript has a single exon. Bases 182 to 1102 code for a protein of 306 amino acids.